AUGGGCAAUUGUCAAUGUAGGAAAUACUUUGAUUCAGACUAAGGGUCUUACAACAAUAAUCAUCAAGAGAUAAUCAUAAAUGAUGAAUUUCAUAACAAUAGUAAGGAAGAUUUUGCAAAAGAAUUGUUCAUUAAAAUAAAAACUUGGCAACAGGAAUCUUUCUCUUUGUUCGAUUAUGAGAGCCAGACUCACUUAAAGGAAUAAAAUAUUGAGAUAAGAUAAGGAGGAUAUUUAAUAAAAAAUAAUAACGAAGUGCAAUGGAUAGAUGAUGACAUUGAUUGGAAUAAAUGUGUGAUCAAAUAGCAUCAAAUACUAUUCAGAGUUGAAAAAAUUAAUGGAGUUUUUACAAUAAUAAAUAAAAGGGGAGAAUGCAAAUAGAAUUUAGAAGAUGAUAAACAAGAAUUAACAACAAAGUACUUAGGAGAAGGCAAUAGGGAUUUUUAAUAGUCUGAAAACUUGGAUUAGUUGGAAGGGGAAGAAUUUCAACAGUCACAGGAUUGGAUAAACAAAAUAGAUCAACAUAAUUACAAAUUAAAUCAAAGCCAAAGAACCAAUACUAAAUUAUUAGAGAAGGGCAGUAGAUUAUGGUUGGUAGUUAGAUCCAUCUAAUCAAUGUUUAGUAAUAGCGGAAUAAAACUAAAAUAAGGCGAUGUGAUUAAAUUGGGAAGAGUUAAAUUAAAAAUUAGGGAAAUUCAGUUAAAUUAAAGGAAAUAAAUAUGUGAUUUAGAUUCGUCAAGAUCUAGCUAAUCAGAUGCUAUUUCAUGUAGAGUUUGCUGCAGUAGCUAAGAUAGUGUAUAAAAUCCCUUAAUAAACCCAUGCAAAUGCACAGGAUCAAUCAAAUAUAUCCAUCUGAAUUGUUUAAAGAAGUGGUUAAAACUGAAAUUUUAAACAAAACAUAGUAAUCAUUGUAUGAUCUACAUGUGGAAAAACUUAGAGUGUGAAAUAUGCAAGUUUAAUUAUCCUCCAGUUUUUAAGAGUGAUCAACAUAUAGUUGAUUUGGUUGAGCUAAGCAAACCCACAGAACAAGCUUAUGUGUUGAUGGAAAUUAUUUAAAAACGCUAAGAUAUGAGAGUUGACAAAACAAAUUAAGACUCUUCUUGGGCUUAAUGCAAUGGAGUUUACAUAGUUACUUUUGAUAAUAAUAGCGAUGAUAAAGUUGCUAAAACCAAAGAAUUGUAAAUUGGAAGAGCUAAUGAAACUGAAAUUAGAAUUAAUGAUAUUUCUGUUAGUAGAAAUCAUGGAACUCUAAAAUUAAACGAGGGAGAAGUAUAUUUAACUGACAAUAAAUCAAAAUUUGGAUCCUUGAUUUUAAUGUAAUAAAAAGUGAUACCAUUAAUCAACGAAUUGAAUGGAAUUGAAAUCUAGGUUGGGAGAAGCGUUUUGUAAUUCAAUUUUGGAAAAGAUGAAUAAAGAACACCUCCUUCAAAAUAAUGUUUGAAUUCUAAUCUUUUUGAUAAAAUUAUAGGAAGAGACUUAGAAGAUGAAGAUCUACUUUAUAAUUGA
Molecule: messenger RNA, 1503 nt
Organism: Paramecium tetraurelia
Lineage: Eukaryota; Ciliophora; Oligohymenophorea; Peniculida; Parameciidae
Exons: 5
Molecular function (GO): protein binding; zinc ion binding
Source: RefSeq, a predicted model, not a curated record